AACAGUGGGAGCCAAGGGACCAGAGCACGAGGCGUUCAGGAACUGGCAAGGUCGGACGCGCCCACUCUUCGGCGGCCCGAGCUGGGCGCGGCGUCGACGGCAGGCAAGAGUGGGGUUGUCGCGCCGCGGGGCCGGGUUGGCAGCGUGCGGGACAUGACGUGAAGCUACAUGGCAUCGCCGUGUGCCUCCCGCCGUGUCCUCAGCUGCCCGCCGCUCUCCUGCGACUCACUGUUCACCCUCGAGUAGACGCAGCCCACCAUGGCCGCUCCCAAGACGAUCCGCUGGGGCAUUCUGGCAACGGGCGGCAUCGCCACGACAUUCACCAAGGACCUGCUGGUCGACCCUGCCACGCGCGGCGUGCGCCACCUCAAGCACACGGUCGUUGCGGCCGCGUCGUCGUCGUCGCCGGCGCGCGCACGCGACUUCCUCAAGGCCACGGGCGCGCCGGCCGACGCAAAGGCCUACGGCUCGUACCAGGAGCUGGUCGACGACGCCAAUGUCGACAUUGUCUACGUUGCAACGCCGCACUCGCAUCACUACCAGAACGCAAUGCUCGCGCUCGAGGCCGGCAAGCCCGUGCUGUGCGAAAAGGCCUUCACAGUCAACGCCGCCCAGCUGCGCGCCCUGGCCGACAAGGCGCGCGAGAAGGGGCUCUUCCUCAUGGAGGCCGUAUGGACGCGAUACUUCCCGCUGUCCGUUUACGUGCGCGACCAGAUCACCGCCGGCCGCAUCGGCCCCGUGGCGCGCGUCUUCGCCGACAACAGCAUGGCCUGCGACCCCGAGGUGCAGUGGAAGGACGGCACCAACCGCAUGGUCAACCCGGACCUGGCCGGCGGCGCUCUGCUCGAUCUCGGCAUCUACAGCCUGACCUGGGUUUUCCAGACGCUCUAUCACACCCAGCCGCCGGGUGCCCGUCAGGCCCCCAAGGUUCUCGCCGCCAUGAAGAACUACGGCCCCACAAAGGAUGCUGACGAAACGACAACUAUCGUCCUGAGCUUCCCGCGCGCCGACGAUGCCGGCGGCGAAGCACAUGCCAUCGCCACCACCUCGAUCCGCGUCGCGACUUCCCCAGCCGGGAACCAGGACGUUCCUGGAAUCCGUAUCCAGGGCCCCAACGGCGAAAUCCAAGUCUUCCCGCCUGCCUUCCGCCCGACCCGCACCCGCAUCGUCCUCAAAGACGGCACUGUGGAGGACAAGACCUGGCCGCAGCCCGGUCCCGGCGAGGGAAGCGGAUGGCACAACGGGUUCGGCGCUACCACCAAUGCCGAGGGCGAAGGGCACGGUAUGUUCUGGGAGGCAGACGAGGCAGCCGAUGCCCUCAUCAACGGUCGAAAAGAAGGCCGGUACGAAGGUCUCGACGAGAGUAUUCUCAUCAUGGACGUCAUGGAUGAGACGAGAAAGCAGGGCGGCCUCACAUAUCCCGACAAGAUCGAGACCACCAAGUACCCAACCCAGCUCUGAGCUCUAGGCAAAGAGGCAGCCCAUAGACCAAACGCAGCCCCUCAACCUGUUUAGCGUACUAUCAUCAUGUCCGUUUCCCGUGUUGCCCUGAUGCGUUUUGCCAUCUUCGUGUCAUCGCAUACACUUUGCGUUACCCGAUCCUAGAAGCUCCCGAGGUAAUGUGAUGGUCAGAACAUGGAAUUGUUGUGUCAUUUUAGGUUCUAGUAGACGAGCAAAACCAGAGCACAAAGUGCGUACGGUAGCUUCAAAACAUGGUCUG
Paraphaeosphaeria sporulosa is the source of this 1720-nucleotide messenger RNA. Its product is annotated as oxidoreductase domain-containing protein. Bases 259 to 1461 code for a protein of 400 amino acids. The transcript is spliced from 2 exons. The record is from RefSeq and is a predicted model, not a curated record. NCBI's taxonomy places the organism in Eukaryota, Fungi, Ascomycota, Dothideomycetes, Pleosporales, Didymosphaeriaceae. Gene Ontology annotation, molecular function: nucleotide binding.